AGAACCAAGUUGCCGAGAGGGUGUCAUUGUUAUCGACAUUCCUACCGCGCUUGUUCAGGACGGGGAACUUCACGGAAGAAGUACUUGCCGACGUUGAAUCUCCAUUCUCCAGGCCGAAACGCUAUCACUUCACUGUUGUACAGGCGCAUCUGCGAGAAGAUGACAAGACACGGUUCCAUUCAAAUGCCCACCGCUGCCGUACAACAAUGUCGACCUCCACACCACUUACGGCUGACUCAUCAACAACAUCUCCAGCACCACUUUCGGGGAGUCAAAAGUCAACCGUUCCGCACCCUCGACGACAUCCGUGUCUCCAAUGUCAACGGCGCAAGGUCAAAUGCGAUCGGAAUGAGCCAUGUUCGAAUUGUGUGAAAGCUCAUGUGGAAUGCCUCGCUCCGGAUAUGAAGCCUAUUUUCAAGAAAACGGGCUUGAUCCUGAGGCCGCCAGCACACCCUAUUUAACAGCGAUACCCUCCGUUGAGAGGUCGGCGAGGACGUUCAAGAGCGGCAGUCUUCUCGAUGACCAGUAUCGUGAAGCAGAAGAGAUCCUUCGAGAUUCUUCUGACGAUGACCUACUCCAGGAGCCCAUGACAAGAUCAUUUGAUAGUCGAAAGACCGCAGCCGAUGGUUAUGAUCUUGUCUUUGGAGAGCACGGGAAACAAGGCUUAGCAGCCUUUCACCCAUCGCCAUUAGAUACCUUCAGAUUAUGGCAGAUCUUCCCCGACAACGUCAAUCCGUUGGUCAAGAUACUUCAUGCACCAAGCGUCCAACAACAGAUUCUCGAUGCCUCCGCAGAUCUCGCACGGGUUCCAGCAAAUAUGGAAGCCUUGAUGUUCGCUAUAUACUCCAUGGCGAUUGCAUCAAUCACGACUGAAGAAUGCAAUGCCUUCUUCGGAAGUGAAAGAGAGCUUCUUCUGGCGCAAUAUCAUGCAGGAGCGCGGCAAGCUCUGACCAAUGCGGGUCUACUGGGCUCCUCUGAUCUCGUUACCCUACAAGCGUUUACCUUAUACCUGGUAAGAUAUUUUCAGAGUAUCUAGCGAGCCUAUUCCCAGUAAGAAUGGCACCGUUUGACAGGGCGUACAUAAGCACCGGAAGUAUGAGGUCCGACAGGUUCGCGACGGCGACUUCCUUCUUUCCAAGCUGUUAGGUUUAUACGGUAGGGCCGAUGGCCUUCCCCAUGUCAAAGGCUAACCCUAUACCGUUGUAUGUGAAGGACU
Molecule: messenger RNA, 1216 nt
Organism: Exophiala viscosa
Lineage: Eukaryota; Fungi; Ascomycota; Eurotiomycetes; Chaetothyriales; Herpotrichiellaceae
Exons: 4
Coding region: 356-1036 (226 amino acids)
Source: RefSeq, a predicted model, not a curated record